GGCAUGUCCAUCGGUGACACGCCAUACAUCGCAGGUAUAAAAAGACUGAGUACCUCCCUCGAAUUCCUCCGUAGUCAACCAUCCUGCAGCAAAGAAAAGAAGGGGGAAAAAAAGAGCCAUGCAUUUCCGUGUCUUCGUCGGGCUGGCCCUGGCCACGGCAGGCCUGGCUGCUCCCUCCAACCCCCAUCGUGCCCAUUCCAGCCUCUCCAUCCAGAACUUUAAGUCCAAGAUCAAGAAUGUCGUCGUCCUGUGCAUGGAGAAUCGGUCUCUUGAUAACCUCCUGGGUGGUCAGAAGCACCCCGGCCUAGACAACCCCGUGAACAACGGUCCUUUCUGCAACCCCUACAAUGUGACCGAUCCGUCGCAGGGCCAACACUGCACCGAGCCCAGGGACUACAACUCGGUCAAGAAUGACCCCAGCCACGCCGUCACCGGUAACACGAUGGAGUUCUUCUCAGACUGGACUCCGGAUAACGCCUUGAUCGCUCAGGGCCGCCUGCAGCCCAACAACUUGGGCUUCAUCCACGAGCAGGUCCAUAACUACGGUGCAAAGGCGAAUCGCACUGUCCUGGCGCAGCAGGUGAUGAACUACUACACCGAGGAGGAAGUCCCCGUUAUGACCUAUCUGGUCAAGAAUUUCCUGACCUUUAACCACUGGCAUUCUGAUGUUGCCGGCCCUACAAACCCCAACCGCUUUGCUCUGGUUGCCGGUACAUCCGCUGGCCAUGGCACGAACGAUGAUACCUUCGGUACCUUUGCAUUCACCCAGCGCUCCAUCUUCCAGCAGCUGAGCGAGUCCAACCACUCCUGGCUCAACUACUGGGACACCGCCGGUGGCACAGGCCCCGAAGCGCACUGGUUCAGCUGGACCAAGGAAACUGGCAACGAGGGCAAGGUCGUCCCUCUGGCCCAAUUCUACGCGGACGCCGCCAAUGGAAGCCUCCCCGAGUUCUCGUACAUCAACCCAUCCUGCUGUGGGGUCGGCACAAACUCCAUGCACGACAGCGGCCUCAUCUCCGAUGGCGAAGCUCUCAUCAAGGACGUUUAUGACUCCCUCCGUGCCUCCCCUCAGUGGGAAAACUCUCUCUUCAUUAUCACAUACGACGAGAGCGGUGGUUUCCACGAUCACGUUCCGCCUCCUCUUGCACCCCGUCCGGACAAUCUGACAUACACCGAGAAGACGCCCAACGGGCAAACUUAUACAUACGAGUUUAACCGGCUCGGUGGACGGAUUCCUACCUUCCUCAUUUCUCCGUGGAUCCAGCCCGGUUUCGUGGAGCAGAAGGGCGUCAAUGAUAAUCGCGAGAGUGUGUCGUAUUCGGCAACCUCUAUUCUUCGCACACUUGGGUACCUUUGGGAUUUUGAGCCCUUUAAUCCUCGAGUUGCGGCGGCAGCGACGUUUGACCAUUUGAUUUUGCCGUUUUCUCAUGAGGCUCCUUCUUCUCUUCCUGCUCCUGUUCCGUUUCGUCAGUAAGCUAUGAAAGACAGGCGGAGAUAUGUGGCUGAUUGAGGUGAAACAUGUAGUGAAGUUUAGUUACACGUUCCUUAUGAUAGCUUGAACAUCGUCGAUUCAUGAUAGAUAUACUAUACAAAC
Monascus purpureus is the source of this 1594-nucleotide messenger RNA. NCBI's taxonomy places the organism in Eukaryota, Fungi, Ascomycota, Eurotiomycetes, Eurotiales, Aspergillaceae. The record is from the annotation of a GenBank genome assembly.